AUGGGCAAGAAGCGCGUUCUCGUCAGUUACGGCGUCGACAUUGACGCUGUCGCCGGCUGGCUAGGAUCCUACGGCGGCGAGGACAGUUCCAACGAUAUUAGUCGAGGACUCUGGGCCGGCCACAUCGGCACCACACGCCUUCUCAAACUCUUCUCCAAAUACAACAUCAAAGCCACCUUCUUCAUCCCAGGCCACUCACUCGAGACCUUUCCCGAAGAAUGCGCCAUGGUACGAGACGCCGGCCACGAAAUCGGCCUGCAUGGCUACACGCACGAAAACCCCUCCGACAUGACCCUUGAGCAGCAACGGGACAUUCUCGAUAAGACCUAUCACAUGCUGUACGAUUUCACGGGCAAGCCGCCGCGGGGUAUCGUUGCGCCAUGGUGGGAAACCAGUAAGGAGAUGGCCGAUUUGUUGCUCUCCUAUGGAAUUGAAUAUGAUCAUUCCAUGUCUCAUCAUGAUUGUCAGAUGUAUUGGUUGAGGACGGGCGAUACAUGGACUAAAAUUGAUUAUUCCCAGAAGGCGGAGACUUGGAUGAAGCCGCUGGUUAGGGGCCAGGAUACGGGGCUCGUGGAGAUCCCCGGCAACUGGUAUAUUGAUGAUUUGCCGCCUAUGAUGUUUAUCAAGUCCGCGCCGAAUAGUCAUGGCUGGGUGAAUCCUAAGGAUGUUGAGGAUCUUUGGAAGGAUCAUUUCGACUACUUCUAUCGCGAGUACGAUGAGUUUGUCUUCCCUAUGACUAUUCAUCCUGAUGUGUCGGGCCGUCCGCAUGUCCUUCUUAUGCAUGAGAGAAUCAUUGAAUACAUAAACAAGCACGAGGGCGUGGAAUGGGUCACUUUUGAGCAGAUGUGCGAUGACUUCAAGAGCAAGAACAAGCCGCCGGAGGGCGCUAGAAUGCCUUCUGCUCCCAUGCCAGCAAGGAAGUGA
Aspergillus niger is the source of this 924-nucleotide messenger RNA. RefSeq lists its product as uncharacterized. NCBI's taxonomy places the organism in Eukaryota, Fungi, Ascomycota, Eurotiomycetes, Eurotiales, Aspergillaceae. The transcript has 4 exons. The coding region runs from base 1 to 924 and encodes 307 amino acids. The record is from RefSeq and is a predicted model, not a curated record. Gene Ontology annotation, molecular function: hydrolase activity, acting on carbon-nitrogen (but not peptide) bonds. Gene Ontology annotation, biological process: carbohydrate metabolic process.